AUGUCUCGCGCACCUGCGGCAAGCGGAAGCUCCAGAAGGAUCUCCUUCAACGUCUCCGAGCAGUACGACAUCCAGGAUGUGGUAGGCGAGGGUGCGUAUGGCGUUGUUUGUUCCGCUCUGCACAAGCCCUCGGGUCAAAAGGUCGCCAUCAAGAAGAUCACACCCUUCGAUCACUCCAUGUUCUGUCUGAGGACUCUCCGUGAAAUGAAGCUCCUCAGGUACUUCAAUCACGAAAACAUCAUCUCCAUCCUCGACAUCCAGAAACCCCGCAACUAUGAGACAUUCACAGAGGUCUAUCUGAUUCAAGAGCUGAUGGAAACGGACAUGCAUCGCGUCAUUCGUACCCAAGAGCUCUCCGACGACCAUUGCCAGUAUUUCAUCUAUCAGACUUUACGUGCUCUUAAGGCCAUGCACUCUGCAAACGUCCUGCAUCGCGACUUGAAGCCCUCCAAUCUCCUACUAAACGCCAACUGCGAUCUCAAAGUGUGCGACUUUGGUCUUGCGCGAUCAGCAGCUUCCACUGAGGAUAACUCGGGAUUCAUGACCGAAUACGUCGCAACCCGCUGGUACAGGGCCCCCGAGAUUAUGCUUACGUUCAAGGAGUACACCAAGGCAAUCGAUGUUUGGAGUGUGGGCUGCAUCCUGGCCGAGAUGCUUAGUGGCAAACCACUGUUCCCAGGAAAGGACUACCACCAUCAACUGACAUUGAUCCUGGAUGUCCUUGGCACACCGACGAUGGAGGACUACUACGGUAUCAAGUCUAGGCGUGCACGAGAGUACAUUCGCUCCCUGCCUUUCAAGAAGAAGAUUCCUUGGAAGGCCAUGUUCCCAAGGACCUCUGACCUCGCCCUGGACCUUCUGGAGAAGCUGCUUGCCUUCAACCCCAUGAAGCGCAUCACUGUCGAGGAGGCACUAAAGCACCCAUAUCUCGAGCCAUACCAUGACCCUGAUGAUGAGCCUACGGCUGAUCCCAUCCCCGAGGAAUUCUUCGAUUUUGACAAGAACAAGGACAACCUGACAAAGGAACAGUUGAAGCGUAAGUCUAUAACAGCAGUUAUGUUACGGAAAUGCUGA
Molecule: messenger RNA, 1074 nt
Organism: Westerdykella ornata
Lineage: Eukaryota; Fungi; Ascomycota; Dothideomycetes; Pleosporales; Sporormiaceae
Product: MAP kinase
Exons: 4
Coding region: 1-1074 (357 amino acids)
Biological process (GO): intracellular signal transduction; protein phosphorylation
Cellular component (GO): nucleus; cytoplasm
Molecular function (GO): MAP kinase activity; ATP binding
Source: RefSeq, a predicted model, not a curated record